AUGGAGAGGUACCAGGUAGAUGAUGAUUGGCUUGAAGGGUUGUAUGCGGAAAGGAACAUGUGGGUUCCUGCCUAUGUGAAGCAUUUAUUUUGGGCUGACAUGAAGAUGACCCAACGAGUUGAAAGUAUAAAUAGCUUUUUUGACCAAUAUGUACACAAACAUACUCAUUUGUAUGAGUUUGUUGAGGCUUACUGUGAAGCAAUGGAGGCAAGGGCAAAUGAAGAAAGUAUGGCAAAUACCAGUACUGCGAGAAAUUUGAGGCAAAUUGUCACCUGUUUCCCAGCCGAGGAACUUUUCCAGAAAAUAUACACGGACGCCAAAUUUCAUGAGGUCCAAAGAGAGUGUAGUAGGGUACUGUAUGUGCGGUGUUUGAAUAAGAAAAUAUUGGAUGAGUCUGUUGAAGAGUACGAGCUUGAGGAUAGGGUUUGGAUAAAACCUAAACACGCAAGGAAGGAGAUUGUUACGAAGCAUAAGACGAAGCAUAUGAUAUUGGUUUAUGACUUGAAUAACCAGACUGAAGUUCCUGGAAAGUACAUACUUCGUCGUUGGCGGAAAGAUGUUGAAAGGAAGCAUACGAAGGUCAAGGUGAUGUACCACGACCCAUUGAAGACAGAAGUUGUGUGUAGGUACAAUAAGCUAAUGGUGUUGUUUGAGCCUUUACUUUCAAAGGCAGCUAGCUACAAAGAGUCAAUGGAUGUUGUUGUUGAAAUUUCUCACUUGUUGGCAAUUCGUUUGGAUGAGAAAAUUGCAAUGCUUGACAGGCAAAGGCAAAAUGAGGAUGUUGGAGUUGGUACCCCGUCAUCCUUGUGUUUGGAGAAAGGUGGUACGAAAUUGACCCCCUCGUCCGUUGGCCAGUUAUAA
This is a messenger RNA of Spinacia oleracea (spinach), 861 nucleotides long. RefSeq names its product protein FAR-RED ELONGATED HYPOCOTYL 3-like. The coding region runs from base 1 to 861 and encodes 286 amino acids. The record is from RefSeq and is a predicted model, not a curated record. Gene Ontology annotation, biological process: regulation of DNA-templated transcription. The transcript is spliced from 4 exons. NCBI's taxonomy places the organism in Eukaryota, Viridiplantae, Streptophyta, Magnoliopsida, Caryophyllales, Amaranthaceae.